AUGGGCCUGAAUCUGGCUCUAUUUGGAGCCAUUUUACUGGCCACGGUGUCAGCACAGAACUGGGGACAGGACAGCGGUAAGUUUUUGGCAUUUUUCAACAUUUUUAUACGUUUUUUGAACGAGUUUACUGUUUUUUGGUCACAAACUUUAUGGAAACGGUAUUAGAAGCAAAGUGUUAUUUUAUAGGGAAUUCUAUGAACUUUUUGACUGUAAUAGUGCAUAAAUUAAAAUUUUGGGGGUUUGGAAACAUAUAUUCAAAAUAUAGUUUUUAAUACUACUACAUGUUUCAAUUUUUACUCUAACAAUCAUCUCCUUUUCAGUCAGCGACGGCGAGAUCAUCCCAGCAGAAGCCGGCUUCCCCUGCCAUUCUUUGGCCAAAGAAAACUACACCUGUAGCGACUGCAUCCAGUUCCAUGACUCUUGUGCAUGGUGCGAGGAUUUUGUAGGUUUUUAAAUUUUAAAUUCUUAUUCUGAGUUUAGGAAUUCAACAGAGAAACCUCGUUUUCACGAUGUGAUUCAGCACAGAACCUGCUUGACCAUGGUUGUGCUGCCAACGCUGUUGUCAAUCCUCAAAGUCAUUUGAGAACCAUCGCUUCUGACCCAUUUGUAGAUGGUGGAGAUGAGGAUGAUAAUGUUCAGCUGAGGCCACAGGAAGUCGAGAUCAGGAUUCGGCCACGUAAGGUUUCAAUUUUGAAUUUUUUUAAAGUAAUAUUUUAGGAUUUGGUGAUUUAAAGUUGAGAUUUCAUAUAUCUUUUCAAGUUUUAAUAUUACAAAAACACUUUUCAGACUCAAAAGCCCGCUUCGACGUGACCUUCCGCCAAGCUGUCGAUUACCCGGUCGAUUUGUACUACUUGAUGGACUUGUCCUACUCAAUGAAGGACGACAAAGAGAAGUUGAGUCAGUUGGGAGAUCUUUUGGCCGCCAGAAUGAAGGAGAUCACCAAGAACUUCCGUCUUGGAUUCGGAUCUUUUGUCGACAAGAAAGUAAUGCCAUUUAUCGACCCACGAAAAGAGAAACAAGACUCGCCAUGUUCAGAAGGUUGUGCUCCAACUUACGGCUUCAGAAACCAAAUGAGCUUGACGACCAACACUAACAAGUUCUCGGUAAGGGGUGUGAAACACGUCACAGUAUUUUUAUAGAAGUUAUGUUAGCCAUUACAAUUAAGGCUGAGAUUUGAUCAUUUUAGAAAUACAUGACCUACUACAAUAUAAACCCGAGGGUUGUUAGUUGAUCAAAAAAUUAUUUGACUUAUAUUGUUUCAGUACUAUAAUAUAAGAUAAAUAAGCUGAAACCAAGGAAAGAUGAACAACUCAAUAACAACAUGUAUUUUUUAGAAAGAAGUAGAAAAGGCUGAGAUUUCUGGUAAUUUGGACGCUCCAGAAGGCGGUUUCGACGCUGUUGUUCAAGCUAUUGUUUGUAACGUAAGUUUUAUUUUUUCACUUUUGAAUAUGAAUUUGUUACAGUAAUUUUUGUGAAAGAAUAAUAUUAUUUAUUUUCUUAUUCAUUAGUAUACUAUAGUAUCUUUGCAGAGUACUAUUGGAUGGAGAGAACGUUCUCGUAAAAUGAUCGUCCUUUCCACCGAUGCUGGAUUCCACUUUGCUGGAGAUGGAAAGGUAGAUGUUUUUUCGAUAAAUGAUUUUUUUAGGUUUUAAAAAUUCAAAGAUUAGCUUUAUCAUUUAAUGUAGAUAGCAUCUCUCUUGAUUUUUAUAAAAUUUAAGCAAGUCUUCACAAUUUUUUUUCAAUUUUAGUUUUUUUUUGCAUUUUCUAAUGCUUAUGAUUAAACUUUUAAUAUUUUAGCUCGGAGGUAUUUUGACUCCAAAUGACGGUGAAUGCCAUUUGGAUGCUCAAGGCUACUACACACAAUCUACUGAACAAGAUUACCCAUCAGUUGCUCAAUUGCACAAAAUCAUCAAGGACAACAAGGUUAACAUGAUCUUUGCUGUCACCAAGAAGAACAAGAAGCUUUAUGAUCAGGUAAAUCCACCACUAUGAACAAUAUGCUAAUUAUAAUAGGUUUUUGAAAUACAGUACUUAACAAUUUAAAUACAGUAUUCAAAAAUUGAAAUACAGUAAAUUUUCUUUUCUAAAAUAAUAUUGUUGAUGAUUUUUUCCGUUUUUAAUCAUAUCUUCCCCGUUUUAGUUGAGUGAAGCUCUUCCUGAUGUCAGUUCAUCCGUUGGCGUCUUGGCCACAGACUCCUCCAACAUUGUCACCUUGAUCGAAGAAGAGUACGGUAAAAUCGCCGAAAAGAUUAUCAUGGUAGACAACGCCAACUCUUCCAUGGGAUUGAAGCUGAGCUACAGGUCAAAGUGCUUGAAGUAAGUCAACAUAAACUUUUUUUUCAUGUUUGACCGUAUCUAACGUGCUAUUGACCUAGCACAAUUUUUGAAGAUUACUCUAAGAUAAUUAAAGGAGAACCUAGGCUUUUGAAAAAUUAAACUUACCUUUGAUUUUCAGUGGAAAAGACCUCAAAGACACGAACGUAUGUGAAGGAAUCAAGGUCGGAGAUGAAGUCACCUUCGAAGUUACCCUGGAAGCCACUCACUGUGUGAAACAAAGAGAUUUCGAACUUCACAUUGGUCCCUCAGGCCUCGACGAAACCCUCCUCCUCAACGUUCACGUCAUCUGCGAUUGUGACUGUGAAGAUGAGGUUGUCAUAAACGCUCCGGAAUGCGGCGGUCACGGUAACCUGGUUUGCGGCAUCUGUCAAUGUGCCCCAGGCUUUGUCGGCGACCAAUGUCAAUGUGAAUCCGGCGGUGAAUCCGCCAUCGCUUUGGAAGCCAAAUGCCGCAAAGACAACAGUUCCUUGAUCUGCUCUGGCCGUGGACGAUGUGAAUGCGGCGUCUGUGUCUGUAACACUCGUCAGAAUCCGGAAGAAAUCAUCUCCGGCCAAUACUGUGAGUGCGACAACUUCAACUGUCCACGACACGACCGCAAACUAUGCGGAGGUCACGGUACCUGUAACUGUGGACAGUGCAUCUGCGAAGAAGGCUACACCGGCCCUGCAUGUGAAUGUCCAUUAUCGACCGAGACUUGUCUCUCGAAGAACGGCAAGAUCUGCAACGGUCACGGCGACUGUAUUUGUGGGAAGUGUCAUUGUCACACGGAUGAGGACGGUCAACGAUACUCUGGACCGUUCUGUGACAUCUGCCCUACUUGUCCCACUAAGUGUGUCGAGUACAAGCCAUGUGUGAUGUGUCAACAAUGGGGAACUGGACCUUACAACGAGAGCAAGUGUGCUGAAUGUCCAUUUACUGUCGUGCCGGUCAAGGAGUUGCCAGGUAAGGGGUGAUAACUUUAUUUUUUGUUCACUAGUAUUAUCUUACACUGCCUAAUACUGCCAUUUUCAGUUCUAAACGCCUCAGACUCCGAGACCUGGAACGAAUGUCAGUUCGUGGACCCAGCUGAUGACUGUACCUUCUACUUCCUCUACUACUACGAUGGCUACAGUAAUCUUACCGUAUGGGUGAAGGAGGAAAAGGAUUGUCCAGCACCAUUGCCCGUUCUUGUCAUCGUACUCAUGGUCAUUGCUGGUAUCGUACUGCUGGGUUUGUUGUUAUUGUGUCUGUGGAAGAUCUUGGCUGUCAUGUACGACAGAAGAGAGUACGUUAGGUUCGAGAAGGAACGAUUGAAUGGAAAAUACGAUUCGGUAAGUGUUUACUAUGGCUUUGAGUGAUAGGGGAGGGAAGUGGGUGUGGAAUGGUUACGGUGGUUUUUGUUCUAAGUUUUGAUGUUUCAUAACAUUGUAGUGAAGGUAUGCAUCUUAUAAUUACUUUUUGUUGUUUUAUUUUAAUGUCAGAUGGUAUACGUUAAUAAUAUCUAACGUUUUUGUCUUAUAUCUUGAUUUUAUUACACAUUAGUUGUGAUAAAGUGGUACAAUAUGGCAUAUAAAAGGUGGCAUUCACUGUUUUCUAGUACAGCCAUAACAUCUUUGUCGUAUCUCGUAUAAUAUCUAACAUCUUUGUCGUUUUUCUUAACUGAUACUUUGUAUCAUAUAUCUUUUAACCACAAUAUUACCUCGGAUGAUCAACAUUAACAUAAAAAACUGUGUCACAGUGCAAUAACAUCGACGUAUUAACAAGACUAACAAAAAAUCAGUUGUCCUGUGGUAUCAACAAUGAUAUUACGGUAUACUUUACAGAACGACAACCCCAUCUUCAAACAAGCGACAACAACCUUCAAGAACCCACUCUACUCUGGCGACCGUGCCAAACUCAAUUAGAGUACGAGAUUUGAUAUCGGAAUCGCAAUGUAAAUUUAGGUAUUUCUUCUUCUUUUCGUAUCUUUCGGCCGCGGUAUUUCUUGUUUUCGUUUUCGGUUAUGUCGUAUUUUUUUUGAAAAUAAUGGUAUAUCAGGUGGUAUAUAGUAUAAUAUAGUGUAUACCACCUGGUAACCGCAAGAUUAUCGGUAUAUACAGCGGAUUCUUGUUAUAGUGAACUUAUCACAGUAAUAUCUAUAGCCUAUAACUGUUUCCUUGGUGAAUAUGUCCGUCUCUUUCUCUACUUUUCCAAAAACAAUGUUAUAUGUCCUCCUACUUCUCUCUUUAAAACAUCCAUCUAAGCCAUUCUCAAUAUCCCUAUGCCUUAAAAUCAAGAGCAUUGUGUUCAAAAUUAAAUACUCCGAAAUUUCAGACCGAUAACCCGAUAUUCAAACAAGCGACAGACACCUUCUACAACCCCACCUACACCGGGAACGCCAACCCCCCGAACACCACCACCUACCGUGCUAAACGAUAA
Molecule: messenger RNA, 4734 nt
Organism: Bursaphelenchus okinawaensis
Lineage: Eukaryota; Metazoa; Nematoda; Chromadorea; Rhabditida; Aphelenchoididae
Source: the annotation of a GenBank genome assembly